AUGGACAGCGGCAUGCGCACCUCAACCCAACCGGAUCAUGCCAAAGCCCCUAUCGUCAAUGGCGUUAAGGAGGAGAGCGUGCCGGUGAAACGCGAGUACUCCGGGAGCAGCAGUACGGACGACCACGGCGGGAAAAUCAGCGGCGACUAUAGCUAUGUGGAGAACAAUCUGCGGACGGCCAAGAUGGAGGAGGCCGCCGAUGAGGUGGAACACAUCACCACGGAUCUCAUACCUCUCAGCUUACUCCUGAGCCGACUUGCUCAAUAUUCUCACAUGAAACUACAAGAGUUUAUUCUCGAAGCGGCGUCAAAACCUCUCCCAGAUCACGCGCUAAAUGGCAACGCUAAAGGGGCUAUCGGCGGCAUCAAUGGCCACAUGAAUACCAACGCCAAUGGCGGCAUAAAAGCCCCCAGUCCUUUUCAUGAGGACACAUCGGCAGAGAGCUUGGAGAAAAAGACGAUGGCCCUCAAAUUCAUGCAGGAUCUGCACUCGCGAUGGGUCAAGGCACUCGUCAUUACCGAAUGGUCCAGGAACGCCGAGGAAGUUGGGAGGCUUAUCGAUCUGAGGACGCAUCUUGCCCAGAAGCUGGAGAGGUUGGGGCACACGUUUUGGGAGAUGGUUCAGGUCAAGACCUCCAUGGACUUUGCGAAAAUCCCAAGCCCAGAUUUGAAGACGGCUCUAGAGGUGCUUAGCACCGGCGCCGUUCACUGGAUGCCCGACUUUGGUUAUAUCCCCAAACCACCAUUAACACCGCAAGAAACGUUGAAUUGUCUCAACGAAGUCGAAGUGAGCUUGCACAUGAGACUCCAGCUUCACGAAUAUGAGAAGCUCCCAGAGCCGUGGAAGGACUACAAAGUCGACAGUGGUCGCGUUACCCUGACCGUGCCGGGCGAAUUCGAGGUCGACCUUACAGUGUCUGAUGACGACUUUGAAAGCCAAUUUUGGUUCCUGGAUUAUCGGCCUAUUUUCACUCCAGCACCCGCAGUGCUCUCAGAGGGGGCACGAAGCUUCAUUGAGAACCAGGUCAACGGCAUCCUCCAACUCGAAGGCUUGACGGGUUGCUAUAACUUCCUCCACGAACUGACUCUUACCACCAAGAUUGGCGAAUACACUCGUCAGGCAAAUGAGCUCAGCCACACUGGGCGAUGGGCUGGGACAUUGAAGGUUGAGAGGUUGAACCGGGCGCUGGGUAUUCAGUACUGGGCACAAAGCCCCCAUGCCCAGGCAUCACCGAGCUGGAUUCUCCUCGGUGUGCACAGCGGCAAACUCUCACAAAAGUAUGGGGAGCCAGAUUCACCUAGUCGUCUCCUGUUACAGUGGUUUCGCGAAGGGAAAGAGCCAAAAGGGAUCGACAUUCCGUUUGACACUAGCAAUAUCUCUGUUGAGACGUUACUAGCCACUGUCGUCUCAAAGCACAUCGAACACACACUCUCGUCGAUAUACAAUACGCUACAGAGCAAACCCCGAUACGCGCAAAGGGACGGCAAGUUGGUUCUGCGGAUUGCGCAACAUCCCGGGUCGGAGUCUUCGCUUACGAUGCAGCUCAUCGGUGACAAGGAAGCCGUGCUAGGUAUUGGGACUUGGUCAGGGGCCUUCUCUUUUAAGGACUCUUCCCCAAUGGGGCGGGACUGGGCGCAGCGCAUGAAUUCCGUGCGCAACCCUGCGGACGACGGUGCAGCUAUGUUGGAGCAUUACAGGUGGUUAUACAGCGCACAUUGCCUCAAGAAGCUGUCGAAGUCGACCGACUGGGUUGUUCUGUCACAGGCCCCGGUCCCGCAAGACGAGACAAAGCGUGUUGUCUAUUCACGGGCUACAACCAUCCGCCCCCCUUUUUAUGCGGUGUGGGCUAGGAACGCUCGCUGGAACCCGCAGUGGUUUGCCAUGAUGAGUUUGAGUCUUGGGGGGGAUCGCUGGUGGUUGGUGGAGAUAACACCCGAGGGCCAUGGCUUAACCGGCUUCCGGGUCCACACAUUCACAGAGCUGCCUAUGCGGCCUUCCGACCUGCUCUCAUCCUCUAGCCCCCUGAUACCAAAGCUAACCGAGCACACUACCAACAUCAUGGCCCAAAUCUACGACCUUCAGGGACUCUACCAAGAACGCAUACCCCAUACUGUAGCCAGACUCGGUGUCGCUGGAGCCCUCGUUACACACGUGCAGUCGGCGGAUAUGCUGACGACGAAAUCUGACUCUCCGAGCCUACCGGUCCUCUCUAACUCCGUUAAUUCAACUCAUUCUCUCAACACCACCAGCAAUCCCCGGACGGCGCCAUGGGCAGCGAAACUCAUCCCGAUUAUUUACAGGGGACCGGCGCCUAUUCAACCCCCACAAUAUCAAGAGUUUCUGGCCCAGUCCGGCUCGCCACAAAAGCAGUGGCCGCGGCAGAAAGGCAUGGUUGAGGCGACAGUCAGCGUCACUAACCGUUCUCGGUUUCAGCUAUUGCAGCCCCAGCUGGAUCGUGACGUGUCAUAUCACCACCAACAAGGCCAAUUCGUCCUUCGCUUUCACCCCGAGGCCGUUUCAGGGACAAUCCCCUUGCUUCGAGACCGCAUGCAGGCGCUCGAUCGCCUGGUCGACAUUGUCAAUGCUCUCCGCACUUGUGGAAAGCACAUCACAGCCGAGACGAUCACUCUCCGCGAGAUUGUCUUUUCCUACAGCAAGAUUGGCCCGAAUGGCCAGUCUACUUCUCCAGAUAAGGACUCCAAGUCACAGGGAUGGAAAGUCCGUCUUGAUCUUGCUGCCGCCGAGGGCGUGAAUGUCAUUCUCGAGACCGGAAACCCCCAUCUGCGAAUCAUUGACUUUCUGCGUCUGACUGCGAACACACCCGGCUUCAAGAAGCUUCCAGCUUACCUCGUCUUCACACUACCGCUCUUUGAUGCGCUCGAGAAAAUGCAGGACUCGUGGAAUCCGGUUCUCGCAAAAGAACAGGGGGCCUGCUACGUGUUCCAUAAGCGUUUGGACUGGGUCACUAUUCGCUUUGCGCUCUCCGGCGCCAAGAACCGCCGGGUGCACCUGGACAUCAAACCCCGCGACAAAGAUGGCAACCUGUCCUGGCACGUCUACCGCCCCAACACCGACGACAAUGUCAACAAUGAAAACGACGAGUUCAACAAGGUGCUGAAACAGCGUGUCUGGUCGACCAGUGGCAAGGGUUUCAAGGGUCUCAUGAACAGCGCCGUCGCAAACUGGGAAGAGGGCAUCGGUAACCUUCUAGUCCUCGUGAACGAGGCACUCCAGUCACUUGCCGGCACACCCGCUCCCCCGCAACAAAUAGUACAGCCGCAGCAACAACAGCAGCAGGCCCUUGUCCAGGAACAACAGCAACCGCAGCAUCAGCCACCGCAGCCAUCACAGCAGCCGCAGCAACCACAACCCCUCGGACACCAGUCGUUACAGCAACAGCAGCAACAACAGCAGCCUGGCGGGCCCGCAGGCCGAUUCCACCAACAACUCCAACCGGGCCAGCAAGCUCACUACCAGCAGCAGCUCCACCAAGCUCGUCUACAGCAACGUCAACAGAUGGCCGCCCAGGCUCAAGCCCAGGCACAAGCCCAAGGUCAAGCCAGGGCACACAACCAGGGCCAGAUGCAAGGACAACAACGAGGGGGCGGCGGAACGGGGAAUAAUAAGAAUGCCCCCGUCGUGGUACUGGAUUAA
Molecule: messenger RNA, 3654 nt
Organism: Dichotomopilus funicola
Lineage: Eukaryota; Fungi; Ascomycota; Sordariomycetes; Sordariales; Chaetomiaceae
Product: mediator complex subunit MED14-domain-containing protein
Exons: 3
Coding region: 1-3654 (1217 amino acids)
Biological process (GO): regulation of transcription by RNA polymerase II
Cellular component (GO): core mediator complex; mediator complex
Molecular function (GO): transcription coregulator activity
Source: RefSeq, a predicted model, not a curated record